UCUCGCCCCGCCCCACCUCGCGCGCGCCUCUCGCGCAGGCGCUAUUGGUCUCAACGGUCCUGCGGGUCUCGGCCCCUUGACCCUGGCCCAGCGCGGAGCCGGGCGGGGGAUGGCGGGAGAGAGACAGGAGCUCCCGGCGGGGCGAGGGAAAGAUGAAAGACUUACUGAGAAGAAUUUUGCUCUAGAAAAGUUAGAGAUCCCCAAAGAGAAAAACAGAUAUGAACAAGAACAAACUGAGAUUCUAACUGUGGCUAUGGAAAAUCAGACACUGUUUGGUGGAAUUUCAAGUACAGAAGAUGGAUUUAUCACUGAAAUGUUUAAUCAAAAUAGUCCGUUUAGUUCUGAAAACCUCAACUUGGAAAACAAUGAAGUUAAUAAACCUGGGGAAGAAGGGUUUCACUCCAGUCAAGACCAUGAUUUAUGUGCUAUGGCUGUUGGAGACCCUUUGCUUGAUCAAUUCAAAUACCCUCUUACUAUUGAAAGUCAAAAUACAAUAUUCAAGGCCAAAAUACAGCCACUUGUUGAAGACAAUCCUGAUAAUGAAAUCCUUGAAAAAUAUCAGAAGCUACAAGACUUAAAGUCUUCAGAAGACGCUAAACAUACAUACUCAUCUUAUCCACUGCCACAUUCAUAUAAUGUCCAUUUUCUAUCUUCCCUAAUGAUGCAGCACAAAAAUUCUAAUAUUUUAUCAUUAAGUACCUGCCCUCCAGAAGGAACAAUCAAUCAAAAUGUCAGACUGAUACCAGUAUUCAGACCACUAUUUGAUCCAGUUACUGGUGGGAAUAAUUGUAUUUGUUAUGACCAAUUCAAAGGAAUGCUGAAUAGUUGCGCACAGUCACAAGCCUUGCCAGGUAGCUCAGAUGAACCUUGCAGUGAUGUCAGCAUUUUACCUCAGACUAAUGCUCCUGACUGUGAUGAACUUGCAGAGAUGGGAGAGGCAAUUGUUAGUAAUAUGGCUAAUAAUCAAGAGGAAGCAGUUUUUCAGAAUUCAAAUUCAGGAGAAAGCAAUUGCAAGUUACUAACAGUACAAAAUGUAAUGGAGGAGCCCAGCUGUUCACACAGAAAAGAUUCCAAUCCAGUGGUAAUCUGCCAGUUGAAAGGAGGAACUCAAGUACUCUGUAUAAACAGCUCUGGUACAAGAGAAUUAAAAACAGUUCAUCUCGUUCCCCAAUAUCAAAACCAACAUAGUUAUCUUCAGUCAGAUGUGACUAAUCCUAUGACAACUGUGCUGGGACAAUAUUUUCCAGUUCCAGGUAAAGUGGAUCUCAAUGAACAACAGCUUGAUAAAGGAGCUUUACAAUCAGUAGCUAGCAGUGCCACAUUCCAAUCAGAAGUAAAUCUUCAAGGGCCAACAAAAACAACUUUAGUUGGAUUGCCUCUUAGUUCAUGGGAUACAAAGUCUAAAAAACCAUGUAACUGUACCAAAUCUCAAUGUUUGAAAUUAUACUGUGAUUGCUUUGCCAAUGGUGAUUUUUGCAACAACUGCAACUGCAAUAAUUGUUACAACAAUCCAUUUCAUGAAACUGAGCGCUUUAAAGCUAUUAAGGCUUGUCUUGAUAGAAACCCAGAAGCUUUCCUACCAAAGAUUGGGAAAGGGAAACUAGGAGAUAUUAAACCUCGCCACAACAAAGGAUGUAAUUGCAAGCGCUCAGGGUGUCUUAAGAAUUAUUGUGAGUGCUUUGAGGGUAAAAUUAUGUGUUCCUCUAUUUGUAAAUGCAUUGGUUGCAAAAAUUAUGAAGAAAGCCCAGAUAGAAAAACACUAAUGAACAUGCCAGACUACACAGAGAUUAGAAAUAAUGAAGGAAACUUCCCUAUUUCAACAUCUACAUUUGAAAUGUUAUCAAAAUCUAGAAGAGACAGGCAACCCACUACAUGUAUAUCCUGGGAAGUGGUUGAAGCAACAUGUGCUUGUCUCCUGGCACAAGCUGAAGAGGCAGAAAAAGAAGCUUAUUCUGUCUGUCUAGCAGAACAAAUGAUCUUGGAAGAGUUCGGGAGAUGUUUAUCACAGAUUCUACAUUCAGAAUUUAAGUCAAAAGGGCUGAAAGUUGAGUAAUGUAAAAUGAAUGCGUUCCAAUAUUAAUGAAUGUUGCGCAUCACUGUAUCAAUAAUAUUACUCAGUGGCCUGAUUUUAAUCACAUUGGCUUAACUUCAGUUUACUUAAACUCAGUUGAUUCUGAAUUACAUGGUUCAAGUAAGACCAGAAUCAGGACCUAAAUAUUUAAGAGUCACCGAGAAUAUUUUACUUAUGUUAAAGAGUUUACCAUAAAAUAACAUUGUUAGUUUAGGUCAAAUUUUAAAGUCUUUACCCAAACAAAGGUGUCAUUGAAAUCCAAAUAAUUUACAUGACUUUGAGAGGCGUUAACCUAAGGGAGGCAUUGAAGUCAAUGAUUUUUGGAUUAAGCCCCUAAGAGUUAAGCCUUUUAGUAUUAUUAGUAAAAUCAGAAGAGUAGAGAGCUAUCUUGUAACUUGUAAUAAUAUUAUAACUUGCAAUAUACAUCUUCUAGCAUUUUCUCCACUUUUCUGAUUUGGGGGGGAAAUUAAAUAAAUAUUUAAACCAAAAUUUUUAGAUAUGGCCUUCAUUUUUGCAGCUGCAAUUUUGCUCUCACACAUCUGGUCAUUAGAUGUGAUUAAUUGCUACUUAUAUGUGCAGUCCACUACAAGUGCUCCAAAAUACCUGGAGAAAUGGAUAGAGGCUCAGCUGAGAAACAGAGCUCCAAAAUUUUCUCUAGACCCUAUCCCCACACUUGCUCUUUCAAUUACAAUAAAUAGAGCUACACUAUUUUAAAAGUAUUAAAAAUUCAUUAUCCAUUUUGUGAGAGUUAUGUGAAUAUUUGGUUUUUGUCCAUAUAUAUUGUACAUAUCAAUAUUCAGUUUACCUGCAGAUAACUGAUCUCUGUAUUUUGAAGGUCUAUCUUUAUUCACACAAUAAUUAUUUGAUCAAUUCAUUUCCAAGUUGUGUAUAUUAUCACAAAUACUAAUGUUCUAAAAACAUUUCUACACUGCUCUGUACUGGAGUUAGACAUGACAGAGCAGUGUUUUUAUUUCAUUUGUUCUUUGUAUUCUUCCACUGUGUCCCUGAUCCAGCAAAUCAAUUAAGUACAUGCUUAAAUUUAAUCACCUGGGUAAUACCAUCACCUUCAACAAAGUUUAUUCACGUGAAUAAAAUUAACCAUGCUAAGUGCUUUGCUGGAUGGAAACCUAAAUCUUCUUUCCAGGCAUUUCAGCUGUCAUUUUUAUUUAAUAAAACUUUGUUGUGAACCAUAUGUACAAAAAAACCAAAUAAAUGCAAUGUAUGCUU
This is a messenger RNA of Pelodiscus sinensis (Chinese soft-shelled turtle), 3298 nucleotides long. RefSeq names its product testis expressed metallothionein like protein (gene TESMIN). Gene Ontology annotation, biological process: regulation of DNA-templated transcription. Lineage: Eukaryota; Metazoa; Chordata; Testudines; Trionychidae. The record is from RefSeq and is a predicted model, not a curated record. Gene Ontology annotation, cellular component: nucleus.